This is a messenger RNA of Anisakis simplex (herring worm), 486 nucleotides long. NCBI's taxonomy places the organism in Eukaryota, Metazoa, Nematoda, Chromadorea, Rhabditida, Anisakidae. The record is from the annotation of a GenBank genome assembly.
AUGAUAGUGGUGAUAGCGCUGGGGACGCUGUCAUCCACGAUGAUAAUCGCCAUUCAGAAACGAGGUUAUUUAGGGGAACGUUUGAGUUCGCGUGCGAUUCGUAUCGCAAAACUUUUCGCAUUCAUCUCGGUCAGCUAUGUGCCACUCCAUCUCAUUAGUGGUACUAAGGAAUCAACAGAGGCACCGUCACGACAUGUCUAUCGGAAGUCCGUAAAGAUCACUAACAAACUCGCUCGCUAUGGUCAGCAACAGAGAUGGGCAACGCUUACAAAACAAGCUGCAAACCUGUCAAAAAAUGGCUUAAGAGAUGUCACACUAAUUAAGGACAAGAGCACUGAUUUGCUCAUGUUACCGUCAAACUUAAAUGAGACUAUGGCACAGUCGAUGAUGAUCGAAUCAACUGAUCGACGUAACAGUGCAAUUGAUGAAUCACUACCAACCGUANGCUCAUGUUACCGUCAAACUGUGCGUUCAUAUCGAACAUAA